UCGUUUCCAAACCUUUUUUUCCCUUUCCCUCUCUUUUCUUCCUCUUUCAUUCAUCUCCGAUUGUUUGGAUCUCGCUCCCAAAAAACCCUUUCCAGGGUUUAUCUCUCUCUCUCUCUCUCUCUCUCUCUCUCUCUCUCUCUGUCUGUCUGAUUUCCUUUCAAUCUCUCCGUCUUCUUCUCCUUCUUGAGAUGGUGUCUGGUCCGAGAUCGGACGGUUCACCACAAAUCACAUCAGCCCGUGUCCGUAAAACCAUCCAAUCGAUCAAAGAGAUUGUCGGCAACCACUCCGAUGCUGAUAUCUAUGUGAUGCUCAAAGAGUCCAACAUGGAUCCCAACGAGACCGCACAGAAAUUGCUAAAUCAAGAUCCAUUUCAUGAGGUGAGGAGGAAAAGAGACAAGAAAAAAGAGAAUACAAGCUACAAGGUUUCUACAGAAUCAAGAAAACGUGUGGAGGAUACAAGACAAGGGACCAAGCCUCGGACAUUGUGGGAUCGAAAUGCUUGGAGAGGAGGCUAUUCCCAGAACCCUUUACGUGGUUCAGGGGUCAGCAAAGAAUUCCGUAUUGUGAGAGACAACAGAGUUAAUCAAAAUAUAAAUGGAAUUACGAAGCCGGUGUUACUUAAGUGCUCAACAUCUUCCAACGAGGAAGUGGCUUCAAAUGUCCCUGCAAAGAGCUCUCCGGGAAUUCUAACUGAUGAAAAGCACUCAGAUGCCAGAAAUUCAGUGCAGCAACUCCCUUUUCGAGGUUCAAAUGCAGCCUUUCAUUCUGCCACCGAACAUGCUAGACAUGCCGAUUCAAAUGGUACUCGUAGGCAAGCAUUAGCUGAAGAGACAGGUGCAACAUCCCCAAUCUCAACUUCGCGGGCACAGGGACAGAAACCCCAAAAUCCUCCAUCGCGUCCCACAACAUCAGCAUCAAGCAGGUCUGUAGUUGGGGUGUACUCCUCGUCAACAGAUCCUGUUCAUGUGCCGUCUCCUGAUUCCAGAUCUUCGGGAGCUGUUGGGGCUAUCAAACGCGAAGUUGGCGUAGUGGGUGUUCGUCGCCAGUCAUCUGAACAGCCAGUUACACGUUCAUCUGUUACAAGCAGUUCUUUCUCGAUUCCGCUUUUGGGGAAGGAUAUUUCUGCAUCCACAGAAUCAUUUGGACAGUCUCCUCCAUCUCAAUCUGUGAUGGCUGACAUGUCUGUUACCAGAUCUUUCUUGGGCCAUCAGUACCAUAGCAAACCGCAUCAACAACCCACUGGCCAUCAGAAAGCCUCACAGCCCAAUAUGGAGUGGAAACCAAAGUCAAGUCAGAAGUCAGGUCCUACCAGUCCUGGAGUAAUUGGGAAUGCUGCCACCCCUAUUUCAUCCUCCGUUGAUCAGUCUACAACCUCCGCUGCAGAAGAGACUCACUUGCUGGAGAAGCUCUCACAAGUCAAUGUUUCUGAAAAUCAGCAUGUAAUCAUUCCACAACAUCUUCGAGUUCCAGAGGCCGACCGCUCAAGGCUGACCUUUGGUAGUUUUGGGGCAGGAUUUGAUUCUACCAAAGGUUUUACAUCUGGACUCCAAACAUUUGUGAAUGUGGAAGAAUCAAAGGAUGAACCCGCUGUGAGCAUCUCAUUAUCUGCUCCAGUGACCUCCAGUGAAGAAGUUUCUGGUGGCGACGAGAUGGAUUUGCUAGAAGACCAGGUUAGACCUUCUCGCUCGGAAUCACCGGCAUCAGAAGCAUCUUCCGAGAACCUGCAGGCUGAUACAAAGGAGUCUUCAAGUCCCAGGAACUUGGGUAACUUUGCAAAUGUUGGGUUGGUUCGAAGCAAUACCCCUUCCUUCAGCCGCUCGGAGCCACAACAGCAACAAGAUCCUCAUGUUCUUCCGAGUUUUCCUGCAUAUGCAUCCCAAACAGGAUAUGAUGUGCCAUUUCUAAGAUCUUCAAUUGAUGAAAAUGUACGGGGGCAAGGACUAUCAUCACCACAGGAGGCCUUGAUCUCGCAUGUAACUAACAGUGGCACUCCAUCCUCGGUGCCCAUGGUACAGCAGCAGCCGGUGACACAGCUGUAUCCGCAAGUUCAUAUCCCACACUUCCCGAACUUUGUCCCAUACCGUCAGUUCCUAUCUCCAUUAUACGGUCCGCCAGUGGCUAUGCCAAACUAUUCUGGUAACCCUGCAUACCCUCACCCUCCGAACGGAAGCAGUUACCUUCUGAUGCCAGGAGGAAGCUCGCACCUCACUACAGGUGGCCUGAAGUAUGCAGCUUCACAGUAUAAGCCGGUCCCUGCCGGUGGCGCAACAGGGUAUGGGAGUUACACCAAUCCAGCUGGGUAUGCUAUCAGCGGACCAGGAACAGUUGGUGGUCCUGCUGGCCUUGAGGACUCAAGCAGGAUGAAAUACAAAGAGGGCAAUCUUUAUGUUCCAAAUCCACAGGCGGAAACAUCUGAGAUUUGGUUUCAGAGUCCCAGGGAGCUACCAAAUCUGCAGUCAUCUCCAUAUUAUAACUUAUCAGGGCAAGCACCACAUGCUGCGUACAUGCCAUCCCACACAGGCCACGCUUCUUUCAAUGGCCCUGCGCAAUCAACACAUGUGCCUUUUCCAGGUUUAUACCAUCCUCCACAGCCAGCCACCAUCUCAAACCCCCACCACCUGGUCCACCAACCGCUGCCAGGCAUGGGUGGUAAUGUAGGUGUUGCUGCCCCAGGAGGUCAAGUUGGAUCGUACCAGCAACCCCAACUGGGACAUCUUAAUUGGACGGCGAACUUUUGAAAGGACAGGAUGUCGUUCCUUCCAUCGUCGUCGGUCCCUCUCUCAUGUGGUGAGGGAUUGAAGUAGGUAAAGAAAGGAAGUUUUAGUUUGUGUAAAUGACUCAUAAUCCUCUUAAUGCAUGGCAAGGCAGUGUCUAUUUGUCUUUUA
Molecule: messenger RNA, 2885 nt
Organism: Magnolia sinica
Lineage: Eukaryota; Viridiplantae; Streptophyta; Magnoliopsida; Magnoliales; Magnoliaceae
Product: GBF-interacting protein 1-like
Exons: 10
Coding region: 189-2738 (849 amino acids)
Molecular function (GO): protein binding
Source: RefSeq, a predicted model, not a curated record